Messenger RNA from Salmo salar (Atlantic salmon), 10153 nucleotides. The record is from RefSeq and is a predicted model, not a curated record. NCBI's taxonomy places the organism in Eukaryota, Metazoa, Chordata, Actinopteri, Salmoniformes, Salmonidae.
GCAAAAACAACACGUCACAUUAAUAUACCGGUACUGUAAAUCUGAGAAAUUACGGCAUUCGUAAUUCAAGCACCUCCUAAAGAAUCUCAAGGAGAUACCCAUAAUGCUAAAAUACCACCUGUUUUCAUUGCCUGAGGAUUGCCAUUUAGAGAGGAACAAGGCAAUGUGUGUUCUAAAGGGAAAUAGAUAAUUGUGCAUGCAGACAUUCGGGGGGGAAAUGGCAAAUCAAGUAUUCCUAGCAGAAGGUGAGGCGGUGGACGAGGUCAGCUGCAGGUUCUCAGAGCUGGUUCCUGUGGUGCUGACUGCCUGGCCAACAGAUUCCACUCCCCGUGCUGCACAGUAAAGAGCCUUUCACGCCCAGACAAGACCACACAGCACCGCCAUGAAGCCGGGACACGAGCGCAAUCAGGAGUGCCUGCCUCCCAAGAAGAGGGAUCUCAACAACAGCACCAGUAGUAGUAGUGCGGGAGGAGGGGCAGGAAGUGGGGUGGGGGGAGGAGGUGGUGGGGUAGGGGGGGAGGAAGUGCCCUCCACUCAGAGCUCAGGGGUCGGUGGUGACACUCAGGGAGGAGGCACAGCAGAGGAGUGGCUGCGUGCUCAGCCUGGUCUACACUAUGGAGUAGAAAGUGCUGAGGGCCUCCAAGGGCUGCCUGUUGACCAGUACAGCAUGCUCUAUAGGGUGGCUCUCCCCUCUGUCUCCUAUUCCCAGACCAAUCUACACCCAGUGUUAAGCCAUAUCUCUCCAGCUUACACUGUCCCCUCAUCUCUCCUACAGCAUCAUCCAGGUAUCUCCUAUCCCCCUCUAGGCUAUGCCCAGAUCCCCCACUCCUCUUUCCAGUUUGUCUCUCCAUACGGUGCAGUCCCUUAUGCAGUCCCCCCUGGCUUUGUUCCCAGCACCCUGAUCUCCCCCUCAGUUGCCCUCUCCCAGCCCCACCUGGUCCCCUACCAGUCAGUCAUCCAGGAGGGGUUGGUCUCCCCUCCUACCCAGGCCCAUGUAUCUGCCCAUGCCUUUGCCAAAGUGGGGUCGUCCGGAGGGGUCCCGCUGAUGCUGACCUCGGAACAGGCUGCCCAGCACCAGCAGCACCUGGGCGCGCUGCCCGCCGCAGAGCUCAGUCCUCGGGGAGUGCCUGUCUUUUACCACCCUCAGUGCACCAGGGCUACGCCUGCCCCCAGGGACCCCUACAGCGGGGAGCAGGAGACAGACAGGGAUAGGGAGGUGAAUGGAGGGGAGAGGGAGCAGGCAGCCAGGGAGAUGCUCCAGGACUCAGUCUACAAUACCAGGAAUGCAAGGCUGCUGCAGGCAGCAUCUGCCUCUGCAGCACUGGAGCACGCACAGGACAGAAGCCUGAAGAGCCGCAGGCUGGACGAGAGGGCUUCGCCUGGGCAGCGCAGCACCCCAGACACUGACCUAGAGGUUCAGCAGGUCGUUGGUCGCCUAGCCUCUCCUGUCCAAGGUGUGAGUGGAGGGCGCAAAGAGGUGUCCUUUGGUCCCCUGAACCUAUCCCAGGGUUCCCAGAGAGGCAGAGAGGCUCAUGGGGAGGCAGGGGAGAGUGCUGGCCGGACAGCGUACGCGAUCCACCCUGCAGUGUAUGGAGACCCCAGGGUGACGGCCCAUCAACAGCAGGCAGGGCAGCCAGGCCACGCGGUCAUCUUGGCCAAUGGGCAGACAGUCCUGGUCCCCUUAGACUAUCACCAACAGCCACCCCAGCACUACCCCAGCCAGACCAAUGACGACACCUCUGCUGUCACCAUGGCCUCCCCCACCACCUACUCUAAAGCCUCUGAGUCUCCAGCCAGAGUGUGCCUCCCAGACAGGGCUGUGGUGGAGCUGGCCGCCGUGGAGCAGCAGCCUAUUUCUGUCCCAGUCGCGGCAGCCCUCACGCAGGCCCUGGCCCCGGCGCCCACCCCUGCCCCCUCCAAUCCCUCCCAUUUCAUGAAGGGGGCCAUCAUCCAGCUGGCCACGGGGGAGCUGAAGCGUGUGGAGGACCUGCAGACUCAGGACUUUGUGCGGAGUGCUGAAAUGAGCGGGGGGCUGAAGAUCGACUCCAGCAUGGUGGUGGACAUCAGGACCAGCCAGCAGAGACCCGGCCUGGUGGCGCUGCACUUCACAGUGGGCGAGCAGCAGAGCAAGGUGACCAUCGACGUGCCCCCGGAGCACCCCUUCUUUGUGUUUGGCCAGGGCUGGUCCUCCUGCAGCCCAGAGCGCACGGCCCAGCUCUAUGGCCUGGCCUGCCACCACUUGCAGGUAGGAGACGUGUGUGUGUCCAUCACUCUGCAGCAGCCGCCCCAGCAACAGAAACAGCCCCUGCAGCAACAACAACAACAACAACAGCAGCAGACCCAAGCCAGGACUUCCACCAAAGCCAACUCCACAUCAGGGGCCAUCGGCCAGCCCAUGGGGCCCCCUGCCCCCCAGCAGCCCAGGCCACAGCCUCACUUCAGGAUGGAACGCGUCCACAGAGAGAGGGAGAGGGGGGAUAAAGAGGAGCCCAUGCAACUAGGGGGUGUUGGGCAGAGUGAGAUGCCCACCAGACCAAAUAGGACUUCAGCAGAGCACACUCGGAGCCAGAGCAGUUACUAUUUGCACACGGAGGGUUCUGCUCGUCCAGGGGCGGGGGUGGGAGUGGUGUCGACAGUGUCGAGCGCGUCUCAGAGGCGCUGGUCCGCCCCCGGCCUUCAGAGAUACAUGAAGCUAGAGGAAGGGGCGCACCCUCAGCUGGGCCCCUCCGGCUCCUCUCGACCCUCCUUCAUCCCACAGGAGGUCAAACUGUCCAUUGAGGGGCGCUCUAACGCUGGGAAGUAGCACCAACCAUGGCAGUCCACACCACAGAAGAGACUGUCAGAGGAGCGAAAGCAUCAGAGAGGGGGAAAGGGGAAAAAGAGUGGAAAUGUAGCCCCUGUUUGAUAUUUUGCACACCUAAUAAGAUUACAAGCUCUUUGUUUUCAGGGGAACUACCUGGUCUGGUGGCUGGUCAGGUCCGCUCUAUUUGCCUGUCAGUCAGUCAGGACAGCUCCUGGUCCAGUGAUCAGGAGAUUGGGUCUCUGCUCUCCCAGGCUGACAGGGAGCGGAUGCAGAAGCAGGGAGUGUAUGUAGCUGGUGAAUCACCAACCAAAGUCUUCAGACUGCAUCUUCCUUCCGCCCUACCAACCCCUCAGAACCAUCCUUAUCAGAGGUGAACCGACCCUCAGAAACAUCCUUAUCAGAGGUGAACCGACCCUCAGAACCAUCCUUAUCAGAGGUGAACCGACCCUCAGAACCAUCCUUAUCAGAGGUGAACCGACCCUCAGAACCAUCCUUAUCAGAGGUGAACCGACCCUCAGAACCAUCCUUAUCAGAGGUGAACCGACCCUCAGAACCAUCCUUAUCAGAGGUGAACCGACCCUCAGAACCAUCCUUAUCAGAGGUGAACCGACCCUCAGAACCAUCCUUAUCAGAGGUGAACCGACCCUCAGAACCAUCCUUAUCAGAGGUGAACCGACCCUCAGAACCAUCCUUAUCAGAGGUGAACCGACCCUCAGAACCAUCCUUAUCAGAGGUGAACCGACCCUCAGAACCAUCCUUAUCAGAGGUGAACCGACCCUCAGAACCAUCCUUAUCAGAGGUGAACCGACCCUCAGAACCAUCCUUAUCAGAGGUGAACCGACCCUCAGAACCAUCCUUAUCAGAGGUGAACCGACCCUCAGAACCAUCCUUAUCAGAGGUGAACCGACCCUCAGAACCAUCCUUAUCAGAGGUGAACCGACCCUCAGAACCAUCCUUAUCAGAGGUGAUCGCAUUCACUGGACUUUCUCUCUUCUUUGACCAAACCAUCUCCUCUGGAAACCCAAGACUGGGGAGAAUAUAUAGCCCAUGUCUGGUAGACAGACAGGGUCUGACCGUGACAAGAACAUAGCCAUCCUAUUAUGCACUGUCUCCCCCCACAUUUCUAUUUUGGUCUGUUACCUUCAAAAGCGUUCUCCCAAAAAGAAACAAAGACUAAAGGCGUACUUGCGGUGCUGAAUGGCUGGCAUCGGCACAUAGAUGCUUUUCCCUCUAAUGAUGUUAGUUCUCUUGAUGCAGACUCUUGACGUGUGUCAUCGUCACUUAGUGUGCUUCUCUAGUAGGAGCAGAGGACUUCUACCAAGGCGCAGACACUCCCUCGCCUCCCUGCCUCUCCUCGUUGGGCCCAGUCUGCUGAGAGAGGGUCUGAGAGGAGGGCAGGCAGCCUUAGAGGUCUUUCAAUCAGCUCCUUCAAUCAACCAAUCACAACUUAGGAAACCGCUCACUCCUUUCAUAACGCACCAACCACACUUCCCCGUUUUUCAUUUUACGCCCCAACCCCACUUUGUGCCACGGUUACAUGUCAGUUUUCCUUUCGAAAGAAACCAAAAGAGAUCAUGCAUUCCAGUAUCAUAGUGAUUAUCAGAGUGACCACAAGACAAAACAACACUCAUCUUCCCGAAUGCAGCCCUCCCUGCCUGCUAUACCUCUCAGCAUUCCUCUGCCUGGCUGGUGACUGUUUACUGUCAUUGUAUUAGUAGGUACCAGUACUGGAGGCACGGGCUGCUCCACCAAUGUCACCUGUGGGAAUGAAGCCUGCAUGGAGCAGUACUGGCUGCAGGCAACUGGCCUGCUCAGGCUGCAGCCCGUCGUGGAUGGUGAGGGCCAAAGAGUGGGACCCCCGCCCCCAUAGAGCCAUGUUGGCCCCCAUAGAAUCUCUUUCAGUGCAGCAGCCCCUGGGCCUAUGAGGGGGAACCCUGUGUGUGUUGGAGGGGAUGGAGUUGGCCCUGCUUCAUACCUUUUUCACACUAUUGUCUCAACACAAACUGGGAGGAUCUUUUGGCCUGCUUUCCAGUGAAUAUAUUUAGUUUAAGGUUAGCCUGCCAUUUUCCAGCCUGGUUUAGGUUGUUCAUGGCUAGCUAACUAUGUGCCUCUGCUCGUUUAAAAGCAGGAUGGCACUAGAUAUGUUAUCUGGCCAGCUCAGCUUACACGAUUGUGUGAAAUGGGUAUAUGAGUCCAGUCAAUCCUUGCUCAGUUACCAAAAUCAAAGCAAUAGUGGGUUUUCUGUUUAUUUGGGGUAUUUUGUAAUUGUUUUUAUAUAAAUAUACAGCUUGCUUAUCAGACCUAAUACUAUCUUUAACCCUGACCUGAAACAUUCCUGCUUUUCAAAGGUGAUGCACAAUUUGGCUCUGAAAUGUUUUGUUCUUUGUAUGGUUAUUACAGAUUCACAAUCAAAGCAUGCCUUUUGAAAAUUAUUUUAUUUAAAAAAACAUGCAUUUCUUCUGGAGAGAAUAGUCUCAUUUUUGAUGGACUGGUGGUUCGGGCUCUGAUCCUCACUGAUAGUAUUCAUUAUGGUUUUAUAUGGUUUUAUAUAGUUAACCUAUAUGGUUACCCUAUAUGGUUUUAUAUAGUUACCCUAUAUGGUUUUAUUCAAGUGCAUCUCCCAGAGAGGCUUGACUCCAAAUCAGUGGUGAGCAUCUUAACUGUCCUCUGUUUGUCCUCUCCUUUGUCUUUUAAUCUACUUGUGUACAUGGAGAAUUGUUUUGUUUUGUCCAUGGCAAUAUUAUUUCCAGUGGACCUUAAGAUUGUCUUGUAUUGCACAUAGAAAACUUCACCUGUUGAUUCACACUGACCUUGUAAUGGGAAUUACAAAUGUUUGUGUAGUUAUUCAUUUUUAAAAAAAGUAUUCUUAAGGUAGUUUUGGCAAUAGAGAAACUAACUUGCAUGGUUGACACUGUUUACAAAUUAGCCAAGACAAAAUGCUGCAGUUUCCUUUUUCGGACACAGAUUUUAGUCACAGAAACUUCAAGUGGAUGAAAUCAAGAUGAAGUGCAAUUACAGCAGAUGUAAAAAUCCCUCAGACAUUUAGUUUGAUAUGUCAUUCCACAAAGCAGCCAGACAUUUAGUUUGAUAUGUCAUUCCAUAAAGCAGCCAGACAUUUAGUUUGAAAUGUCAUUCCACAAAGCAGCCAGACAUUUAGUUUGAUAUGUCAUUCCACAAAGCAGCCAGACAUUUAGUUUGAUAUGUCAUUCCAUAAAGCAGCCAGACAUUUAGUUUGAUAUGUCAUUCCAUAAAGCAGCCAGACAUUUAGUUUGAUAUGUCAUUCCAUAAAGCAGCCAGACAUUUAGUUUGAUAUGUCAUUCCAUAAAGCAGCCAGACAUUUAGUUUGAUAUGUCAUUCCAUAAAGCAGCCAGACAUUUAGUUUGAAAUGUCAUUCCAUAAAGCAGCCAGACAUUUAGUUUGAAAUGUCAUUCCACAAAGCAGCCAGACAUUUAGUUUGAUAUGUCAUUCCAUAAAGCAGCCAGACAUUUAGUUUGAUAUGUCAUUCCAUAAAGCAGCCAGACAUUUAGUUUGAUAUGUCAUUCCAUAAAGCAGCCAGACAUUUAGUUUGAUAUGUCAUUCCAUAAAGCAGCCAGACAUUUAGUUUGAUAUGUCAUUCCAUAAAGCAGCCAGACAUUUAGUUUGAUAUGUCAUUCCAUAAAGCAGCCAGACAUUUAGUUUGAUAUGUCAUUCCAUAAAGCAGCCAGACAUUUAGUUUGAUAUGUCAUUCCAUAAAGCAGCCAGACAUUUAGUUUGAUAUGUCAUUCCAUAAAGCAGCCAGACAUUUAGUUUGAUAUGUCAUUCCACAAAGCAGCCAGAUAUUCCCAUUAGUUUAUGGUAAUUCCGGUUAUUUUUUAUUCUGUUAAUGCUCUUGUCAGAAAGACCUCAGUUGUGUCUAGUUUUAAUGUCUCUGAUCACUUCUGAACCGGUAGUCCUUGUCUGUAAAUGAUGUGUAUUUGUUUUGAUAUCACCUGUGUCAUAAGAUGUGCUCCAACACAGAUCCAAGCGUUAAUAUCCCAGGCUCACCCAUACUGUGUGAGAUGGUAACUGUGUGUUAGAGCAUCUCUCAGCUGGCCUGUCUGUACCUGUAUCCUGGGCUUUGAGCUCUGGGGUGAAGACUGGUGAUUUGUGUGUGGUGACACCCAAUGCCUUCUAAUGGACUGGAGUCCCUCAUCCAUGCUAUUUAUAGAUGACUGUGUCAAAUCUAGUUCAUACACCCCUUCCAACCCCACUGCCUCCACAACAUUUCUGUUGAGUGGAGCCCCCAAGGACUCACUGUUCACUGAGGAUAAAACCUCCGACUGUCUUCGACAACAAGGAGAGGGGAGGUCCGUUAGGCCUGAUCAGGGCAGAGUCACAUGCCAUUUGAUACUGUCAUGACAACCAAUCAGAAAUGUUGUUGAAAUAGAAAUGUUUUUAAAUACGGUAGUGGUGAAAUGCCAUACAGAGAUGAGCUGGGGGAUUUUCCACAGUGGAGCAGUAGAUAUUUAGCCAUAAACCGCUCAAUACUUAAUUUAUUUUUUAGUGAUUACGUUUGUUAAAUUUGUUUAUGCUAUAAGCAAUACAGUUACACAGAAUACCUGAAAACGUCAUGUAGUAUAAGCAUGUGCUAUGCAGUAAACUCUGAAGUGUUCUGCUCUUCAGUGUCCAAGUGUACCUAGUACGGGGACGUUUAGGUUUGUAAUGUAUAUAAGAAGGUGGCUGAUGCAGUCAUUGUACACUGAUCUCUGAGUACUAUUGCUUAUCAGUGCCCACUCUUGGGUGUCUGAAUAUAGUGGAUUUAUUUUGUCAGGUUAGGUUUUUCUUCAGACCCUUAGUUGUCACUAACCUAAGUUCAGCACAGUGUUUUGUUCCAGUCAGCUCAGCCUAUUACCUCCACCUUCCGCUGCCAGGCAGUACUGGCCAAAUCAUGACCAGAGAUGGGUAUGCACGUGUAACUCAAAUUUUGAUGUAAAUCUGUCAUUGACGACUAUGGAUUUGUGCUGAAAUUCAAAUUAUGUGCAUGGAUAUCCAGUUAGAUUUUGGCCUUACGAUCUCUCUUGGUCACGUGUAGCAAUACCUUGUUUAGAUAUGGUAUGAAUGUUAAGGUGUGUAUUCAGCCCUGUAGGGUCAGAGUCUUCUCUUUGGUGAACUUUUACUCUCCAAAAUGUACUGCCUUACCAAGGCCUCUCAGCUGGGCCUGUCUCACAUUUUAUAGGAGAUGGUGUGAAAAAGGACGCUGUCAACAGCCUGCCUGUGUCUGUGCACUGUUGUCAAAUGUUUUGUGAAUGGAUUGCAUCUCAUGUCCCACCUCCCUGGGGGCUCUUCCAGAAAGCUGGAUCAAUGAGUUAGCCAGCUAACGGUCCCCCAAAAAACGUAAAUAACAGCAUUUCUUUUUCGAGAAUUAUGAACUUGAAAUUGGUAAUGGUAUAAUUGACUUGACAACCAACAAUCCAUAUUCAGGUUUAGUUUUCUCAGUGAAAAUUGAGAGAUGUAUUUGGCUGCUUAUCAAAGUUAACUGGCUACGGUAAUGAUCCUGCUUCCUGGAACACUCCACUGCUCAUCAACACACUCUUUCCUAGUUAUUCCUCCAGAUAUUCUUACUUCAGUAAAAUAUCAUUAACAGAACUCCUCACAUGCACAAACAGCACUUCUGUGUCUUACCACCUCCUCUCCUCCCCUUGCCAUGCCACAUGUGUAUCAAACUCAGUAUUCUGGUCUGGGACAACCAUUCUAGGUGCAAGCAGUGCCUCCUGUUUCUUUACCUCUUCCUCUCUGUCUUGAACACAGUAUGUGGCAGUGGCUGUAUGACCACUCUGACUCUCAGCAGACAGGCACAUUAGCAGCACGCCCUCUGUUACACUCAGACUUGCAUCGUCCUCAGACUUCUGCUCGGAGCGUGAAAGUGCUACUUCAGCGGUUUUCUGGGUUCUUCUCUUGACUCUAACCAUCGUAAGAAAGGGAAAACAUUUGACCUGUACGUUUUUGACCUCACUCUUCUUAUUACAAUUUUAUUCAAGAAAGAAAAUUGCACUAAUUUGCCAUCCUUUAUAGUAUUAUAAAAUUAACGGUUAGUUAAUUGAAGUUUUUAAUUAUUAGCGCUAAACAACACAAAACCCAAUGAAACAAUCACUUGACAGUUGUGCAUGUUUGUAGAGAUAAUGUUUUGUAUGGCUAUUAUCAAGCUUGUCAAUAACGCCUUAAGAUCUGCUUUGUACAAUGUGUUAAUGGAAUGAUGCUUACAAGUGACCCAGUUUCCCUGUUUUUCUGUAGCUGCAAAGGUGGAUCAGUUCACUCUUGUUGUAUUGACCCCCUCUUGGCACUCUCCUGGUGUUUUAUUCAUAAGCAGAAAGGCAUUUGGAGAUGGAUUGUAUCUCUCGAUAGGGAUAGGUUACAGUGAGGGAUCAUGUUAGGGUGAGUCCCUAGCACUGCUUGAAAGCUGGACCAGUAACUGACUGCUGUUGUUUUUUUUUUUUAACACACGCACAACCCUCUGUUGUUAAUGUGAGUGGACGUUGGGAGUAGGUCCCUGAAGGUGAGGUUGUGCUCCAUGUAUUUUAGUUCUGGUCCUGUCUGAUCUACAUGGGAGAGAAUGUGAGGCUUUUCAAACCAGUGAAAACUUUCCUUUAUUGGUAACUGUAUGAUCUGUUUUUGUUUUGUGAUUAUGGAAAAAGGCUUUAUGACCCCUGUAUAAAGUAGCCCUGUUGGUCUGAUCUUGUAUGACUGAGGUAAAUAGACUGGAUGGGAUGGUGUUGUUGCCAGGCACUAGAGAUGCAUAAUUAAAUCAGGAAGAUGAGAAUGGUUAAAAGUUUUAAUGGAGUUGUGUAUUUUCAGAUUUGACAUUUGUAUUUUGGCACUAAAGUUACUGCUUUUUACGUGACAUUUGACCAGUUUUAAAAGAAACAGCAUCCUUUUUUUAAAGUAUAAAAUCUGCAAAAUAUAUGCAAUGAUGUUUAUGUAAUAUUCAAUCCUCAAAUAUAAUCCAGGUUGUAUAAACUUUUGUAGUGAGUUUUAAUAUCGUAUGGCCGUACCAAUAUGUAUUGAUUCUUAUCAAAAGCCUUAGUUGUCUACCCAAAGUGCUCCCUUAGAAUACAGUACCCUACACCUACCUGAACUUUACAAAGCAUUAAUAACUAUUGUUGCAUUUUUUUUAAUUUUUUUUGUACCCUUUUUGAAUAAAAUAGAUUUGUACUGUAUAUUUGUACCGCUGUGAACUACUUAAGGCUGUUUUGUUUUUGUUUUGCUGUUUUAAUUCUAUGUACUUAAGGACACAAAGAUAUUGUAUUUUUAUUGUUACAGCUAACUUCUUGGAGACAUUGCAUUUAUCAUGUUAAGUAAACACAAUAAUAUAUAUAUAUACUUACUAUUACCCUA